Molecule: messenger RNA, 1933 nt
Organism: Hemibagrus wyckioides
Lineage: Eukaryota; Metazoa; Chordata; Actinopteri; Siluriformes; Bagridae
Gene: yju2b
Product: YJU2 splicing factor homolog B
Exons: 6
Coding region: 659-1624 (321 amino acids)
Biological process (GO): mRNA splicing, via spliceosome
Cellular component (GO): post-mRNA release spliceosomal complex; U2-type spliceosomal complex
Source: RefSeq, a predicted model, not a curated record
UCUGGUGUGAUGGCUGUAAGAAUCACAUAGGCAUGGGGGUUCGAUACAAUGCGGAAAAGAAGAAAGUGGGCAAUUACUACACUACACCAAUAUACAGAUGCCUGUGAUUAGCUGCUGUCGCUGUGAUUGACGAGAGAGAGAGAGAAUGCUGCCCUCUCACAGCUCUGGAUUCAUUUUUCCGUCACUCGGAAGCUUAUUGUUCUUUAAAACAGAACGAAACACAUUUUAUUUUUUUAGUCAGAAUCGUCACAAUAAACUGAUUGCAUAGUAAAGAACAAUAGAAUAGAGACCAUCUUAGUUAAGUAGUCGUUAUUUGUCUCACAUACAUUACUGCAUAGCGAAAUUCUUUCUUCGCAUAUCCCAUCCUUGGAGGUUGGGGUCAGAGUGCAGGGUCAGCCAUGAUGCAGCGCCCCUGGAGCAGGGUGGCCUUACUCAAGAGCCCAAAGGUGGCUGCUUGGUGUUGCUUCAACCCCAAUCUUCCAUUCAAUGACCCAGAGCCUCAACCACUUGAGCCACGGUCGCCCCAGUCUUUCUUUUAAUUGAAUACAUUUGUUCAAAAUGAACUCUGUGUUCUAGGGACAGAUGUCGUGUAACAUGAUUAAUAAUUCUCUAUUUAUUUCUAAUAAUUUGGGAUGCCACUAGUUGAAGUUGGUAGAGCAUGUAUUAUCAAAAUCGUGUAUAUAUUUUUUUAAUCUGUAGGUUCAGAAUGAAGUGCCACCUGUGUGUGAACUACAUCGAGAUGCAGACAGAUCCAGCCACGUGCGAUUACGUCAUCGUGAGCGGUGCAAGUCGCAAAGAGGAGAGAUGGAACAUGGCUGAGAAUGAGCAAAUACUCACCACUGAGCACACGGAGAAGGAAAAGCUCGAGACUGAUGCCAUGUACAAGCUGGAUCACGGCGGGAAAGACAAAGAGAAGCUGCGUGCCGCCAUUCCGUCUCUGUCUGAGCUGCAAGAGCUCCAGUCUGGAUGGAAGGACGACUUCGAGCUCAACAGCGCCCUCCGCAGGAAGUUUAGGGUAGAGAAGAAAGCCAUAUGUGAAGAGGAGGAGGAGGACAAGGCCAUGAGGAAGAGGAUGGGUCUGUCUAUACCUUUGGUACCGGAAAAGGACGAAGAUAAAAAGCUGGCCUCGCUCCUCACCUUCCAGACCCCUGACUCAUAUGAGGACAGACAGCAUAUGAAGAGGCAGCAGAUCUCCUCUCGCUCCUGGUUUUCUCUGUCUUCCUCCACUCCAUUGGGCAGCGCUGUAGGAAACCUCCUGAACAAACUGGGCCAGAAGGGCAGAGAUGCCGCUGCUUCCAAAGCUCUGAACGCCUCACCCAGCAGCUCCCUCGUCCGUAGGAGGUCAGACGGUGGCGUCUCGGCCGCCGACAAUCCAAUCCAGGCGUCCUGUUCCUCUCAGGAGUCUAUUUCAUGUCCCAGCCUGACCACGGAAAACGUGGAAUCGUCUCACGGGCGGUGUCCAGAGGAGAGACAGGACACAGGCAGAGUAACCACAGAGGAGACGGCGGGAAAGUCAGCUCCAGAGGUCCAUUGUGGGGUUGAAGGACACAGUAGUGCUGAAUCUUGCACUACAAAGUCAUUAGUGGCGGAUUACAGUGACUCUGACUCUGAUUCGGGUCAGUGAGGAAGCGUGGGAAUGGACCGAAAUGAAAAUAAAUAAUUUAUAUGUGUUAAUAGAAGACAAGAGGACGACUGAUAACGUGGGAUAUGUCAAAACUGUACAAAUAGAAUACAAACAUAAACCAUGUCACUUCCAUGAACUCUCAUACAGUCAGCUGCAGAAUUUUUGGCACCUUUUGUCGUUCUAAAACUACAUUGACGCUUCAUUAUUCAUAUUUGGAGAAAAGUUUACUGUGAAUGAAUGUACAUAGUGAAACAUGCCGUGAAUCGGUUUUGUACUGUAACAAUAAAUCAAUAUCGGUGUUUAUCGAGA